Molecule: messenger RNA, 926 nt
Organism: Epinephelus moara (kelp grouper)
Lineage: Eukaryota; Metazoa; Chordata; Actinopteri; Perciformes; Serranidae
Gene: polr2d
Product: RNA polymerase II subunit D
Exons: 4
Coding region: 245-679 (144 amino acids)
Biological process (GO): mRNA export from nucleus in response to heat stress; positive regulation of translational initiation; nuclear-transcribed mRNA catabolic process, deadenylation-dependent decay
Cellular component (GO): RNA polymerase II, core complex; P-body
Molecular function (GO): nucleotide binding; translation initiation factor binding
Source: RefSeq, a predicted model, not a curated record
AUGUGAUUGGUUUAAGAAACGGAAAUGAUAGUUGAUGUUUUUUGUGUAGCUGAAAGGCGCCGAGCUGAAACUGACUCCGUGAGUUUAGACUGUCUGAGGCCGCACAGACCGUCGUCAGACCGCCGGGACUCUCCGGGACUCUGUGGUGAACCUCCGCUACCGGCUGUAGCCGUUACCGUCCGCCGUUUGGUGUCCUCUCUGGUGACUGUUAUCCGUUAGCCGUUGGCCGGUAUUGUGGGGUGUCAUGGCGGCGGGAGGCGGCGCGGCUCCUGCUCAUGUCGGAGAUGUUGAAGAAGAUGCUUCACAGCUGCUGUUUCCUAAAGAGUUUGAGAACGCAGAGACUCUGCUGAACUCGGAGGUCCACAUGUUGUUGGAACACAGAAAGCAGCAGAACGAGAGCGCCGAGGACGAACAAGAACUUUCCGAGGUCUUCAUGAAGACCCUGAACUACACGGCUCGCUUCAGCCGCUUCAAGAACAGAGAGACCAUCACCGCUGUGCGCAGCCUCCUCCUGCAGAAGAAGCUCCACAAGUUCGAGUUGGCAAGUUUAGCAAAUCUGUGUCCUGAAGCUGCCGAGGAGGCCAAAGCCCUGAUCCCCAGUUUGGAGGGUCGGUUUGAGGACGAGGAGCUGCAGCAGAUCCUGGAUGACAUCCAAACCAAGAGAAGCUUCCAGUACUGAGACCAGGACUUGGACUGCUGUCUGUGACUCUGCUUCUCCUGCUGGACUUCACCCUCAGUCUUGCCUGGACCUCCGUCUGCUUUUGGACUUCCGUCUGCUUCAUCAGCUGGUGUCCAGGACGACUGAACUGAACUGAGUGAUCCUGACCAUGUAAUGUGAUGACAUCACUCAGGUGUCACAGUGGUCAUGAGGAAACUCUGCUGAACACUUCCUGCUACCGUCACAAUAAACGUUGUUUUUUUUUUUA